Molecule: messenger RNA, 2660 nt
Organism: Drosophila hydei
Lineage: Eukaryota; Metazoa; Arthropoda; Insecta; Diptera; Drosophilidae
Product: sodium-independent sulfate anion transporter
Exons: 8
Coding region: 627-2447 (606 amino acids)
Biological process (GO): transmembrane transport
Cellular component (GO): membrane
Molecular function (GO): sulfate transmembrane transporter activity
Source: RefSeq, a predicted model, not a curated record
AGAUUAAAUUAGUUAAAAUUAAAAAUGGUGUAAAAAAGUAGGAAUUGAUUUCUUUUUCGAAAAAAGCUCCAGGAGUCGGUUCCGUUCGACUGCAACGUUUCAACUUAUAGAAUUUAAUUUGUAUUAAUAAUGAUAUAUUCACGAGUGUCGCAAGACUGCAGUGGCAGGGUGUUUGAACUUCGGUACUAGGAUCGAUAAGGCUUCUGACCUGUCAAUCAAAGUCGAGCUGCUCCCUCCUCCUGCCCAGCUCUGUGUGAAAUAUCAACUUGCUGUCAUAUAUAUUAUGUAUAGCCGGCGUUAACUGAUUUCAAUCGGUUGGAGCAAACAUUGAGAUAACCAAAAGGUAAAAAAAAAAAAGAAAAGAAAAGAUACAAAUCGUAGGCGUAACCACAAUAGACCUAUAUACGGGAACAAUGCUACCUAGGCGGGCAUUCGUCGCUCUGCACUGGCAGAAACAACAUCGCAUAGCAAUUCCAUACAAUCUUCCACUUAAGAAGGCGAAUCGGAAAGCACGUGCUUUAUUUCAAACAACUUGUCGAAAAGUUUCUAAUAAAAAAUUCACUUAGUGUUAAGUGCUUGUCGAGAGAAACGAGUAAAGUUUAAAAAAGGUGCAAAUAUACGCAGACAUGUGCGACUAUGACGAUGAACUCUAUCACGAGCACCUGCCCAACGUUUGCAGCACCUUGCGCGAGAAGUCCAAGAGCUGCUGCAGCAUAAAUGCGAUUAAGCGCAAGCUGCCUAUUUGCACUUGGUUGCCUGAAUACACCUGGAAAAUCCUUCUAGUUGAUUUCGUGGCGGGUAUGACCGUUGGCCUCACGGCAGUGACGCAGGCAAUUGCCUAUGGCGCCGUCGCCGGAUUACCUCCGGUCUAUGGUCUAUACUCGUCAUUUAUGGGCUGCUUCCUCUACAUAAUCUUUGGCAGCUGCAAGGACGUUACAGUGGGUCCCACAGCCAUAAUAUCUAUGAUGACCUAUCCACACGUAGAUGGUAAUCCAGACUAUGCCGUCCUAAUAUGCUUUCUAACGGGCUGCAUUGUUUUGUUGCUGGGUUUUUUGAAUCUCGGCGUAUUGGUGCGUUUCAUUUCGGCGCCUGUGAUAGCGGGAUUCACUUUGGCAGCUGCCUUAACUGUGGGCAGCGGUCAGAUCAACAAUCUCUUUGGUAUACAAAGCAAAUCGAAUGAGUUUCUCAAAUCAUGGAUUAACUUCUUUGGUCACAUACAAGAGACGCGGCUCAAUGAUGCGCUCCUCGGUUGCUGUACACUGGUUUUGCUGCUGUUAAUGAGAAAACUCAAGGAUCUUAAGUCUUGCGGUUGUCGUUCACUGCUCAAGUAUUUAUCGCUCUGUCGCAACGUUUUAGCCGUCAUCAUUGGCAUUCUGCUCUGCUAUCUGUUGAGCCGAGACAGUGAAGAGAUGCCGUUCCGCAUAAGCGAGCAAAUAUCGCCGGGCUUGCCACCCUUUCGUGCACCGCCAUUUCAAACCGUAGAUGAAGAGGGUCAAAUAGUUAGCUUCAGCCAGAUGAUCUCCAACUUAGGAAGUGCCGUGGGUACAAUACCCUUUCUCUGCAUUUUGGAGCUUAUCUCAAUAGCCAAAGCAUUCUCUAAGGGCAAGAUUGUGGAUGCAUCACAGGAGAUGAUUGCAUUGGGCUUUUGCAAUUUAUUCAGCAGUUUCUUCUCAUCGAUGCCCAUAACUGGAUCAUUUGCCCGUUCGGCAAUCAACAAUUCGAGCGGUGUCAAAACUCCAUUGGGCGGCGCUUUUACGGGUAUUCUAAUAAUCUUGACACUCGCCUUUCUAACCCAUGUCUUUGCCUACAUACCCAAAGCUACACUGGCAGCCAUCAUCAUCUCAGCCAUGUUAUUUAUGGUCGAGUACGACACAAUAGCUGAGAUUUGGCGUGCGAAAAAACGCGAUAUGGUGCCUUUUCUGUUUACCGUGGUGUGCUGUUUGUUCUGGUCACUGGAGUACGGCAUGUUGGUGGGCGUCCUAAUCAAUGCGCUCUUCAUACUGGGCAAAAGUAUGACGCCACACUUUCAGCUUGAAACACAAAAGCAUAAUGGCCUCGAACUAUGCGUGGCAGAGUUAAAGGGCAACGUGGAUUACACGGCGGCUGAAUCAUUAAAGAUAACAACAGUAGCAUUCGUGACGGAGCAGAUGACAAGUGUUUCAUUGGUGAUCAUUAAAGGCCCAGAGAUCGGCUCCAUUGAUGCAACUGUUGCGCUGAAUUUAUUAUCUUUGCGUGAUGACCUGCAGCAGCUGCAGUGCGAGCUUAUCUGUUGGAAUUGGAAUAUUGCAGCGGCAGGCGUUGUUUGCCGGCUGCAAAGGAAGGCGCGCAACAUGUUCAGAUUCACCAAAAGCUUCGCCGAGCUAUUAGAAAUUAUAGACAAUGGAAGCAGCAAGAGGGACAGCAACAACUGCCACAAUGACAGCAGUCAAGUUGAUCAAAUUUCAUGACGCUUAAGUCAAUAAUGAAAUGUGUUUUGUUUUGUACAGUUACAUUAGGCGAAUUAUAAGUAGUCGCACCAAAAGUACCCUGUACAUUGGUUAGUGGCACUACAUUUACUUCCCAACAAAUCUUAAAGUUUCUUGGAUGUGUUUUAAAACACUAUUUAUAAAUAGUUUAAGUAUACAUAAAUAGAUAUACAGAAGAACUAUAUACCCUUUCAA